Molecule: messenger RNA, 822 nt
Organism: Phytophthora sojae
Lineage: Eukaryota; Oomycota; Peronosporomycetes; Peronosporales; Peronosporaceae
Exons: 6
Coding region: 1-822 (273 amino acids)
Source: RefSeq, a predicted model, not a curated record
AUGCCGCUGCAAAUGGACAACAUCGCCGCCGAGCUGACGUGCGCACAGGGCUGCCGCGCCGGCCGCGUUUAUGUGGGGGCCGCGGACGGAAGCGUGCUCGCGAUCGCCGCGAACGGGGCCGGCGAGCUGCCGCUGGCGCACGCGCGAUGGGGGCUCCGCGUGUGCGCGCGUGCAGUCACGAGUGUGUGCGGCGUUGAAGCUGGCGAGGACGCGCUGCUGCUGGUCGGCAGCGCCGGCGGAGAGCUCGUGGUGCUGCGCGAGGAGCUGGAGGUGCGGCGGUUCCAGUUGGAGAGCGCCGUGCAGCAGAUUUGCUACGAUCGGAACGGAGAGUUCAUUGUGGGGGACGCGCUGGGCAAUUUGUACGCGGUGACGCAGUACGAGAUCCUCUGGAAGAGGCGACUUCCUGCUAUUGCCCCGAGAUACGACGACGGUGGUGCGGAAUGCUUCUACCCGGCAGUUGCCCAGCCUUUGGUGCGCGCGAUCGCGCGCGCUAAGCUAUUGGACAUCGAGAAGACGCUGUCCAACUACAUUCUGGUUGCUACAGGCCAGAAGCACUUGCUGAUGACUCAUCGCGGCAAGGAGUUUGGAGUUAUUCCUUCCCGGACGCCAAUUGCAACCCUCGCAAGCUUUUCAGUCGGCGAUGACGACGUCGUGCUGGCAGCUGGAGAAGAAGGGGUUAUCUAUCGCCUUGUACGCUACCGAGACAAGGCGCCAAAGGAUAUGCCAGCAGUUCGCUUCACGCUGGAGGUGUGGACGCAAGUCUCGUUCCCCAUUACCAAGCUGCUGCCUGCCAGUAGCAGUGGCAACAUCAACACGCCGUAA